Molecule: messenger RNA, 2503 nt
Organism: Ricinus communis (castor bean)
Lineage: Eukaryota; Viridiplantae; Streptophyta; Magnoliopsida; Malpighiales; Euphorbiaceae
Product: NF-kappa-B-activating protein
Biological process (GO): regulation of gene expression
Cellular component (GO): nucleus
Molecular function (GO): chromatin binding
Source: RefSeq, a predicted model, not a curated record
CAAUUUCCUGUAUCAGCUGUUGGUUUACUUAUGAUGUACUCUGUGAAUGCAUGCUUGAGACUUUGUCAACCAAAUGUGCUACAAUGCCUUAUUAAUUGAUAACUUUCUCUUUCAUUAUACAGAUGGAGCGAAUGAGAUAUGAUAUUGGCUAUUGGCUAUUUAAAAUCCGUUGUCUUUCAAGUGCUUUAAAUUUGAAUGCUAACGAAAAUGGAGUAGGUUCAGUCUUGUCAGUGUUCAUGUGCAUCUCUGCGAGCAGAUUAGAUUUUCAAAUUCCACAACAAUGACUUGGUUUUUGCUUAACUAUUCUUGCUCAUUCUAUUGUAUCGGGUAGCUUACUGAUACGUCCACCACUGUGACUACGAGUUCACCAGUGAAGAAUCAUUUUUAGACAAGGACAUAACAAAGUAAUCCCACUAAAAUUGAGAGCAAGCACUUUAAUUCCUCAAAAAUCUCUAGUAAUGGCCAGGCCGGCAUCCAUCUUUGAUAAAGGGUACCAUCCCGACCGCCAUAAUGGCCGUCACACACCGAAAUCCGACGCCUCUCCCAAUUACAACCGCUGCAAUCCCUCCUACCAUAGUUACGAUGACCAUCACUGAGAGACCAGUCGCGAACUCUACCGUCCAAGGUCACCUGAUGAUUAUCCUAUCUCUAGAAGAAGAAGAAGCCCAAGCCCUAGUCCCCAAGAAACCAUAGAUUCUCGUCCAAAAAGGUUCGGUGGCAGGGGGCGCCUUGAUAGGAAGGGAAAGGAUUCGGAAUGAAAAGGAUUGAGUUUGCAGGAACUAAAGAGGCUGAAGAGGCAGAGCACGAGGAAAAAUUGCAUGUAUUGUAUAUGGAAUCUUACACCUAAUCCGCCAAGGAAUGAGAACGACGAAAAUCAGGUUUUUGAAGAUAAAGUUUAUGAGGUUUCGGAGAAUAAGCAGCACAAAUAGGAAAAGAGAUAUUCGAGGGAGAAAGAGAAGGGUAAUUCGGUGUCUGAUUCUGAGAAUUCUGAGAGUAGCGAUUUGGAGAAUGAUUCUGAAUCAGAGACUGAAUCUGAAUCGGGUGAUUCUAGGUCAAGGAGAAAGAGGAGUUUGAGUUCUAAGUGUAAAACUAGGAGUCUGUCUAAAGAAAAUGAGAGUGAAUCAGAUGAGGAUGAGAGUGGGAGUGGAGAUGAAAUUGAAUCUCUCUCUGACGAGGAUAAAAAUCGCAGGAAGAAAUCAUAGAAAAAGAGCAGCAGUAGGCGAAAGAAGAGUAGCAAGAGAAGUAGUAGUAGGAGAAAGGUGAGGAGGACGAAGAGUAGGUCUAGUUAAUCGGAUGAUAGUGGUAGUGAAAAAUCUAUUCACAUGUCUAGAAAGCGGAGAUGUCGUUCAGGUACAGGAUCCAAAAACAGCAAGAAAAAGAGGUACGAAAAAGAGAGUGAGAAUUCAUAUUCUGAUGAGGGUUCAGGUUCUAUAAUUGCUGCAGAGGGAAAAUCACAGGCAGAUGAGAUGAGAAAAGCUAAAGUCGAUGCUGAGGCACUUAUUUAUAGGGAGAUGAUUGAAGCACAGCCUGCUUUGGAUAACGAAUCUGUGGUUGGGCCAAUGCCAUUGCCUAGAGCUGAGGGUCGUAUCAGUUAUGGAGGGGUUAGACCUGGUGAAGGUGAUGCUAUUUCUUAUUAUGUGCAGCAAGGAAAAUGUAUUCUACCGAGAGGUGAAGUGGGUCUUUCUGCUGAAGAGAUUCAAAAGUUUGAGAAUCUUGAGUAUGUGACGAGUGGUAGCAGGCACCACACGAUGCAUGCCAUUCGUACUUGGAAAAAAAACCAGUAUAGUGCUGAAGGUAAGCGAGCUUUGGCCAUGUUUAACUAUGAAGAGAAGGCAAAAAGUGAGCACAAGGUUAUGGCUGAUUUGCAGAGGCUGAUGCAGUGCCAUAUUGGGCAGGAUGUUGAUCCUACUCAUGAUCCUUUUUCAGGAAAAACAACUGAUGGUGCUGAUGCUUGAUCUUGAGAUGCUAGAUUGCUGGGGAAAAUGGAAAAUAGAAGGAAAGAAUUCAGGUAUCUCCGAAGGCGAAAGGCGAUAUGGAAAUGACAUCCACAUUACGAGGGCGCAGGCGUGGUGGUGAUAUGCCGUGGAUGACUAGGGGGUAUCAGCACAUGGGACUAAUACGAGUCCUAUUCCUAUGUAAUAAAUUUUUGGAGAGAUGAAAGGCGGUGGUGGAGGAGAUGAAUUAAAAGUCGUGGGCCUUAUUUUUCUAAGGCUCCACCACCAACAAAGAUGGGAUUUGUUUGAAGCUAUUAUAGUUGCUUGCAUUGAGGAAUCAGCCAGCAAGACGAUAAUGCCUUCAUUGCAUCAAACACAAACUACUCCUUCAUCAUCAUCAUCAUCAUCAUCUUCUUCUAUUAAUGGAAAGAUGCAUUAAAUGCCUCGUUCUUAUCCCAUAAAUGAGUUCUUAGGUUGAGAAUUUGAUUUCGAGUUUUCACCAUACCCACGAGAUGUACAGAAAAUAUGGCCUAUGUCUUUGAUUUUAAGUUGAUUGAAUUUUCUACUUU